AUGGAAGAAGAUUAUAAAUCAACCCAACUGCCCGAAAUUGUCUCGUCGGAAGCUAUUUCCGACACGGUCGGAAUUCUGAUCGAGGAGAAUGUGAGCAAUGGACGAAAGAUGUACAUAGCGGCCAUCGCAAGUUUAUUUACAGGCUUAGUAGCGGGAUUUAUUUCUGGAUAUUCAGCACCGGCUACUUAUGAUAUGACAACAAACGAGAACAGUCCGAUUUUCCCGACUGAUGAUGAAAUAACUUGGAUUGGAAGCGUGGUGUCUGCUGGAGUGAUGGUCGGGGGUUUAUGUGCAGGUCCACUUUCAGACAAGAUUGGCAGAAAAAAUACCAUAGUGUACAACACAAUUCCACUACUGACCGGAUGGCUAAUCAUCUCAAUGGCCGAAGAUGCAACAGAAGUCAUAAUUGGGCGACUUCUGACUGGUAUUGGAUGUGGUGUCGCCAUUGUUGCAGUUCCCACGUACUGCGUCGAAAUUUCAACCGCAGGUGUUAGAGGAUUAUUAGGUUCGGCGUUCCAAGGAUUCCUAGUAACUGGAAAUUUUUUCGUCGUAUUUAUUGGAUCUUAUGUGUCCUGGCACAUUCUAGCUCUGGCUGGAGCUGGAUUCACUGCGUUUGCAUUUUUUUGCUUUCUGCCAAUGCCCGAAUCCCCGCGCUGGUUGCUGGCAAAGGGUAAACUUAACCUUGCAAUCAAUGUUAUGCAAAAACUGCAAGGAGCGAGUGUAAACGCCGCUGAAGAAUGCAAUGCCAUAUACGAAGAUCUUAAAAACGAACGCAAAGGCAGACUGUCUUUGAACGAGAUGAAGCAUCCCACGGUAUAUAAACCAGCUUUAAUAGCAGUAGGACUGAUGUUCUUUCAGCAAUUCUCUGGUCUGAUGGUCAUUUUUGGAUAUUCCACCAAAAUAUUCGACAUAGCAAAAAGUUUCUUGAAUCCUAAGAAAGCCACAAUUAUUAUUGGUGCUGUCCAAGUUAUAGCGACAAUAACAAGUAACUUGAUUGUAGAUAAAGCUGGACGGAAAAUACUUCUCAUAAUUUCAGGAUUGUUAAUGUCCGCAAGCCUUGUUUCUUUAGGUACGUAUUAUUAUUUGUCAUUCGAGAAGCCAGGCUUUCAAGAAACUUAUGAUUGGAUUCCUCUGGUAAGCUUAAUUGCUUAUGUGAUAGCAUAUUCCAUUGGAUUCGGGCCAAUACCCGCUUUCAUUGCGGCUGAAAUGGUUCCCGUAAGAGCACGUAGUACGAUCAGCGGCAUUGUCAUAUUCCAUUGUGGACUUUUCGGCUUCAUUGUCAUGAAAACAUUUAUUCAACUUGGAGAUCUUAUAGGUUCUUAUGGAACAUUCUGGCUGUAUAGUGUCGUAGCAUUGAUAGGCGUUUUUUUCGUUAUUUUUCUAGUGCCAGAAACAAAAGGAAAGAAAUUAGAAGAUAUAUCGAAACUUUUUGUCAAAUCCUAA
Messenger RNA from Uloborus diversus, 1443 nucleotides. RefSeq names its product facilitated trehalose transporter Tret1-like. Gene Ontology annotation, molecular function: sugar transmembrane transporter activity. Gene Ontology annotation, cellular component: membrane. The record is from RefSeq and is a predicted model, not a curated record. NCBI's taxonomy places the organism in Eukaryota, Metazoa, Arthropoda, Arachnida, Araneae, Uloboridae. Gene Ontology annotation, biological process: transmembrane transport; carbohydrate transport. The transcript is spliced from 2 exons. Bases 1 to 1443 code for a protein of 480 amino acids.